AUGUUCCUUGAUAAGGUCAAAGAAUACUUCAUCGAAAUCAUCGACGAGUGUCACAAGGAGUCUCUGCUCAAGGAAGAAAAACAGGAAUUCAUUGUCCUUGAGCGUGGAUUGGCCUCGAUUCCCCUUCCCGGCAUUGAUGUACCAUUCCACUCGCGCUACCUCUGGGCUGGUGUCAUGCCCUUCAAAGCCUAUCUCUCCAACAAGUUGAGCCCAGCUUACAUGAACCCUGAGCUUCUCAUUGACAAGUACAUUCUCAACUUGACCGCCAAGCCUUUCCAAAUCUCAAAGGCCUGCCCCGAACGAAUUUACCAACCAACUAACUACCCACGUCUCGAGAAAACGUUGAACAAUUGGGUCGAGGACGGCUGGGACCUGCCCAAAAAUCAAAGCAAACUUAUGUGA
Molecule: messenger RNA, 402 nt
Organism: Puccinia triticina
Lineage: Eukaryota; Fungi; Basidiomycota; Pucciniomycetes; Pucciniales; Pucciniaceae
Exons: 2
Coding region: 1-402 (133 amino acids)
Biological process (GO): long-chain fatty acid biosynthetic process
Cellular component (GO): fatty acid synthase complex
Source: RefSeq, a predicted model, not a curated record